AUGGACUCUGCAGAAGCUGAUCUUGGGAAGGUGGUUGCUGAUGAUGCCAGCAAGAGUUACAGUGGUGUUGAAAACUCUGAGUUUAUGGCCAGUGCUAGAAUAGGGUUAAUGCAACAGUUUAAAAAGGAAGAUGUAGGGAGUGGAAGUGCAAAUGAUUAUGAGAAUGAUACCAGUGAUAAAGAAAUAGCCAUUACACAGAUGCUUAAAGAAAUGGAAGUCGGAGAAAAAGAAGACACAGAUGACACUAACUUUUAUAGUACCUCAAACAGCGAAGAAGUGACACAGCAGGCGUCACAAACUGAAUGCAGGGAUUUCAGAGUUCUCCCGGAUAGUCGUGAUCGCCGAAGGGAGAGAAUAAACCGGCAUGGAUUUCUGGAUAGAUUGAAUGUACAUAUUUGGACAUCUCUAUCAAAAGCUGAUUAUGUCAGUCUAUUAAAGGACUUCGCUGAGUCUGAGUUUUUUGUGAUAGAUGGAGAUUCUUUGCUUCUUAUGUGUUUAUGCAAGGAAACAGAAUAUCUAACCUUCUUUUACCGAGUCGAAUGCUUUCUGCAGGACUUCACUGAAAAAGGAGCAAAAUAUGUCAUUGUUUUCUUCAAGGAUGCGGAACAGAUGUACUUUGCAUAUCCCCGUUUUCUUUUCCUGCGUGUUGCAUUAAUAGAACACCUGAAGCAUAACACAGACAUCAGUGUUCAUGCAGAGUUUUCCAAUUGUUUAUCAGCAGAAUGGGAGAUUUUCCUGAAGAAUAGCUAUCCUUAUUUCAUCAUCAUAUCUGACAUAGGACUGACCUCUCUUCAAACAGAGUAUUUAUUCAUCUUUAUUGCUCAUUCCUUGUCGAAGAAGAUCAAUGUCGUGCUCACUUCAGGACAGGAAUAUGAUAUUCUUAGAGUUUAUGGAUAUCAUCUUCAGAGUUUGGGGAACCACAGAUUAUUCUUUCAAAGGCAGGAAAAAAACAUGCGACUUGCCUGUGAAGCUGUGGUCAGGGACACAGCAACAUCCCUGCGUCUGUAUGGACAGCUCGAGAUGAACCUGCAAGGAAUAAAAACAGAGGUAGGCCAGACUAUUCUUGUCUUGAAACAACUAUGGCCGAAAGGAUCUGACAUUAGGCGUGUGGUCUGUGUCCUUGCUUGUGCAGUGUUAUUAAAAAUCUACAGCAAUAUGUGUAAAAAUGCAAACACUUUCAUGGGAACACGGAAGAAGCCAUCCAAAACAAGAGAAAGUAAACCACUAUCUCCAGAGGAAGCAGCUGACCUCUGUAGAAUGCAGUGUCUCACAGUGGUUUUUCUUAUUCAUAUGCCUCUUUCACAGAGAGCUCAAAUGAGGGUCAUCAAAUCAUGUUGGACUGAGAGAGUUUUGCCAUUAAUAAAAAUGCAUGAGCUUUGUGCACAUUUUGUUCUGAAAUGUCUAAGUGAUAUGAACAAUUGGAAAUUGGAUUUAACCUAUCUGCCUGACUUAAGUGAUAACUCACUGCUCAGAAACCUUGCACUUUACUAUGAGACAGAAGACUGUAAAGGUUUAAAGUUUCAAAAAAAGCUGGGAAAAGACAUAGAGAAAGAAUACCGUUUUUUAUGGGAUACUGUAAACAAGUUGGCUGUGAAAUAUGAUUUUGGAGGUGCUUUCCCAGUACGAAAUACCUCACAGCUAUUUCUUGAACAGAAACAGCGAUUUUUUAGAGAAUGUGAAGAAGAAAUUCCUCACGUUGGACUAAUCCCACUGAAAUGUGAUCUUGUUGAAGAGUAUGCAGGAGAUGUUUUGAAAAGUCUACCUGUUUUAGAAAGCAAUGAUCCUGCAAUUACUUCCCUAAUAACACGCAAAGAAUUUGAUGAACUUCGUCACUGGCAUUCUGGCAAACCUCUGACUGAGGAAUACGAGAGAGCUCAGCGCGCUGCUGAUGCAAUAUCCAAAGAUCCAUAUGAAAGAAGACAAAUACAAAAGCUACAGACUUUCUAUCGUUUUUAUGGAAGCACUUUGGAAAGCAGCACUUCAAAGACUAUUGUUUACCAAGGGGCUGUGCCCGCGAAUGCUAAUGCUGCUGACAAAAAGACAAAGAAGACACGUAAAAGUAAAGCAGAAAUAAUUGCAGAAGAAAACAUGAAGCGACUAAACAUUAUAAAAGAAAAGAAAGAGCAAGAGCAAUGGGAAGCCUUCAGAAUGUCAAUUAAGAAGGAAAUAAAGCAGAAUCCGACUGUUGGAAUAGAUAAAUUAGAGAAGUUUCUCAAGACCCUUCACAUCAAAUCUGUGAAGCUGAGAACAGAAAUAGCAGGGCUGUCAGCCUGUUCGGAAGCGUGGAAGGCACACUGCAGAAAGCAAGGUAAGAGUCCUAAAGAUUUAAGCAUUGCUGUCCAAGUGAUGAGGAGAGUUCAUAUCCUCCUUGAAAAAUACCAGGAUCUCUUGGAGAAACCACACUUAGAAAAGCUCAUCAGAUGUCUAAGACGUCUUGGAUUCGAGAAUUUGGCAUGCUCUUUGUCUGGACAGGUAAGAGAAAGUGAUGAUCAGCGUAUAAACAUCUAUGCUACUGAAGUGGGACCAGCUCGUUUUCAGCUACAAUAUAUGGACUAUUACUUGCUCAGAGAAGAGAGAAAUGAUCCAGAUCCUAGAGUGCAGCAUUUCAUACCAGACACAUGGCAGCGAGACCUUCUUGAUGCUGUAGAUAAUAAUGAGUCUGCAGUGAUUGUUGCUCCCACUUCAUCGGGAAAAACAUAUGCUUCAUACUAUUGCAUGGAAAAAGUUCUGAAAACAAGCAAUGAAGGAGUAGUUGUGUAUGUUGCUCCUACAAAGGCUCUUGUAAACCAAGUGAUGGGAAUUGUAUAUAGCCGAUUCACCAAGAAACUUCCUGAUGGAUUGGCGGUGUGUGGAGUCUUCACACGGGAUUAUAACCGUGAUGUCAUGAAUUGUCAGAUACUGGUCACUGUGCCUCAGUGUUUAGAAAUCCUGAUGCUGUCCCCUCACUGCCAGGAAUGGACCAAGCGGAUACAAUAUGUUAUAUUUGAUGAGAUCCAUUGCCUUGGUGGUGAAAUUGGAGCAGAGGUUUGGGAGCAUCUUCUGGUAACAAUUCGGUGUCCAUUUUUGGCACUGUCUGCUACUGUCAGUAACCCAGAGCACCUAACUGAGUGGUUACAAACUGUGAAAAGGUAUUGGCAGCGUGCUGAGAAAACAAUGGAAAAAAGCUCUAAACACUCUAAAGAGAAUUCUUCAAGAAAAUGCAAAGUGAAAUCGAAAGUACAAGAACAAAAAAAAUCAUAUCAUGUUAGACUGGUUCUAUAUGGAGAGAGAUACAACGAUUUAGAAAAGUACGUGUGUUCUGUAAAGGACACUGAUUUUCUUAUUGAACAUUAUCACCCAUGUGCUGCAUUAACAGUCAAUCACAUUGCAAGCUAUGGUUUUCCUUCAGACCUGUCGCUGUCACCACGAGAGAGCAUCCAGCUGUAUGACACAAUGGUAGAAAUCUGGCAGGAGUGGCCAAGGGCACAGGAGCUAGAUCCUGAGGAGUUUGUCCUUUUCAAGAACAAAGUGGUAAUAAAGAAGAUGGAUGUGAGGAAGUAUGAACAAGAACUGAAGAAAGAGCUAACCGAAUGGAUUGCAGUUGGCCAAGGACAAAAGGUUCAUGAGCUACUAGAGCAUCUUAAGCCCAGACCCAUGGAUUGCUCAAAAGAGAAUAAGUGGGCCAAUUUUGCCUGCUUUGUUGACAAGUUGCAUGAGAUGGAUAAAUUGCCUGCUAUAUUUUUUAUUUUUAACAUAAAUUCAGUGGAGGAGGCAGCCCGGAGCGUAUAUGCCAAUUUGAAGGAAAAACAAAAAAAUGAACAAGACCCUAAGUUGCUCUCUGAUAUUGAGAGAGCAAAAGAAAAUGUGAGAGAGCAACUAAGAAAAGUGAAUAAGGAGCUAAGGAAAUACCACAUUUCUGUUAUCCAAAAAAUGGUUUCCAAGAAGGUAGAGAGUGUAAUGCUUGCUCUGGCUGAAAAAGAACGCUUACAGAAAAGACUUAAAAAGCUUAAUGGAAUCCCUUCUGCAUAUACUUACGCCAAUUCUAAGGCUGUGGAUGAAGAGACUUUGAACAAGAUCUUGGAUCGAGUUAAGCUUCAGAAGAAAGGUUAUGAGCAGACAAUGCUGGCACUGAGGGGCAUUGGGUACCAUCAUGGCUCUAUGUUCGCCAAGGAAAGACAAGUAGUGGAAAUGCUCUUUAGGUUGGGUUAUAUUAAGGUAGUCACAGCUACUGGAUCACUCGCUUUAGGGAUCAACAUGCCUUGUAAAUCUGUUGUCUUUGCUGAAGACUCUGUCUUUUUAGAUGCCCUAAAUUACAGACAGAUGUCAGGACGUGCUGGAAGACGUGGACAAGAUAUGAUUGGAAAUGUGUUCUUUUAUGACAUCCCACUGCCCAAGGUUGAAAGACUUAUCAAAUCCAGUGUGCCUCAACUGAAAGGCCAGUUUCCUCUGACAAUUUCCUUAGUCCUGAGACUCAUGCUGUUGUCUGCAAGGGCUGAUGACAAAGCAGAUGCCAGAGCAAAGGUAUUGUCCAUCUUGAAGCACUCACUGAUGUCCUUCAAGCAGGAAAGACAUGCUGAACUCCUAAAAAUCUAUUUUAUCUUUUCCUUGCAGUUUCUUAUCAAAGAG
This is a messenger RNA of Tinamus guttatus (white-throated tinamou), 4605 nucleotides long. Lineage: Eukaryota; Metazoa; Chordata; Aves; Tinamiformes; Tinamidae. The record is from RefSeq and is a predicted model, not a curated record.